AUGCAACGCGCAUCCGCCUCGACACCCACCACCCCCACGACUCCCGACGGCACACGCCCCUCUAAACGUCAAAAGACCGAAGCAGCAGUCACUCCCGACGCCCUCGCCUUCCAGGAAGCCGCCGCCGCCGAAGAAGCAAAGAAGAACGCCUUUAUCGAACGCGCCGCCGCCGAGGCUGGAGAAACAAAAUGGGUCUUGAGUGUCAGUGACGACAAGCCAAAGACUGCUGGGUCAGGAUUGCGCAUCGUGGAGGCUGGAUAUGGUGCCAUUGACUCGGGUGCGCCGAUUCCCGAGAGUGAUGAUGAAGAGGAGGAAGAGCAGAGUGCUGGUAUGGCGGGACGAAGGAGUUUUGGAAAGUUCAACAAGGCUGUCGAGCGUCAACACAACCCAAAUCUCUCAUCAUCAGAGUCCGAACACGACUCGGACGCAUCUUCGGACUCGGACUCGGAUUCGGAGGACGAUGAAGAUCUAGACGAAGCAGAGCUUCUCUUGAAAGCAGAACGCAAAGAAGCAGCCGCAAAACUACGCGCCGAACGCAAAGCACAACGGAAAGUGGAAGAGGCAAAGACAAAACAAAUGGCUGAGCAACGAAGAAGCAGGGAUAUUAAUCUGAACAAAGUUGGUGGAAUCUCAAAUGCUGCUAUCAGGAGCAAACAAGGAAACGUGGCCAACAUGGCUUGUCAUGUCUGUGGCCAGAAGGGGCACUUGCAGAAAGAUUGUCCGGACAAGAAGCAAAGAAGGGUAGACAAGAGGAAGAGUGGUGGUGGCAUGGAUUAUUGA
Molecule: messenger RNA, 780 nt
Organism: Aureobasidium uvarum
Lineage: Eukaryota; Fungi; Ascomycota; Dothideomycetes; Dothideales; Saccotheciaceae
Source: the annotation of a GenBank genome assembly